Messenger RNA from Rotaria sp. Silwood2, 330 nucleotides. NCBI's taxonomy places the organism in Eukaryota, Metazoa, Rotifera, Eurotatoria, Philodinida, Philodinidae. The record is from the annotation of a GenBank genome assembly.
AUGCCAACAUACCACUUACCAUUACAUCAAAGAUAUGAAAUUAUUUUUUUAUCAAAACAUAAAAAAGGUCCGAGACUUACUAACAGAAAAGUUGCUAGACUCAUCCAUUGUGAUGAAAAAACAGUACGAUAUUGGAGAGCUCGUUGGAAGGAAUCAAAAGAUUUAUCUGACGAAUCAAAAUCAGGUCGACCUCGUUUAACAACAUCGUCAGAAGAUAAAAUGAUUUUAAAUGAAAUAGAAGAAAAUGAAGAUGCAAACAGCGUAUCAAUUGCUCCUGGUUUAAAGCGAAAAAAAAUGGAAAUUAGCUCUCGAACAGUUCAACGACGAUAA